AACCUCUAAAGAACAGAAAGUCAUGAUUACGCAAAAUGUAAAUCUAUGACCAGUAAUUAUGGUGUUAUCAUGUUUUUUUUUUCUGGGAGCUCUUAUCGGUCAAAAUAAGCGAGAUACUGUCACCAGCAGAAGAUACGUGAUCAUUUGUCACUCGCUCGGUUGUACCGCAGGAAAGGCAGAAAGAAGAAGAUACUGAGAUAAAACCUGGUUACCUCCUUUUGUAUGGAUUUUGCAUUGUGAAGAGAGGAGCAAAAAUGGAAGUGCUCUAUCACCAAACCAACAGACUACUUCAAGAGAUUUCCCACACUGAUCUGAACAGACUUGAGCGGUCACAUUCACCAGAGGAGUACAGCGAAGUAGAGUCUUCUGUGGUGCAGAAGCUAGACACAGUGCACUCCAUCUGCAAUCGGUUAGACAUCUUGAUAAACAAAGAACCUCCAGCUAGACGAAUGAAUGCAAAGUAUAGAGUGGAUCAGCUCAAAUACGAUUUCCAGCAUAUCCUGAACUCCUUCAGAGUCUUACAGCAACGCAGACAAAUACGAGAACUUGAACAAAAAGAGAGGGAUGCAUUGCUGUCUAGGAAAUUUACUACAAAUGAUCAGGAAGAAACCUCCAUAUUUCUUGACCAUGAGCUGCAACAUCAUGAUAAGCUAAGGGAUGCCAACCGUAACGUUGAUGAACUACUAGGAGUUGGUGCGUCCAUUUUGCAAGGCAUUCGAGACCAGGGAAACACCUUGAAGGGAGCACACAAGCGUGUUCUGAAUCUGGUCAAUACACUUGGUUUGUCUAACACAGUCAUGCGCAUGAUAGAGAGACGGUCCACUCAAGACAAAUACAUCUUGAUUGCUGGCAUGGUCAUUGUUCUCCUUUGUUUAUAUUUUGCAUUGCGAUAUUUGUAGACUUGGAGUAAUGUAUAGUCAUAUACUUUUAAGGUCAGGACUGUUGGAUACCAUUUGUCAAAUUAAGCUACAAAGGUGCAUAUUAAUAUGUACAACAGACCUAUAUGAAGAGCAGUUUAGCAUGAUGUUCCACUUAAGUAUUUGAGGCAGAUUGUUCAUGGCAACAAUUGCUGGUUCCUUUUUAUCUGUAAAAUUUAAAUAAAUCCCCAGUCAUGCUUAACAUAAAAGUGAUGCUCAGAAGCCAAUACAAAAAUAUUACUCUGCAGGUGCUUUUUGAAAUUUAGUUUGUACUAUUUUUGUUUUCUUUAUAAUUCUCUGUGUUUGUGUGUCCUCAUAUUCAGUAACGUUAUUAGAAAGGCCUCUUAAUAUUUUUGAUGAAUAUGCCAAUAUAGAAUAAGGUUUAUUGUAAGUCAGCAAGGGCUUAACAAAGGGAAAUAUUAGACUUGUUACUUUGUUCUUUCACAAAAAUAAAAUGUCACUAAUU
Penaeus monodon (black tiger shrimp) is the source of this 1383-nucleotide messenger RNA. RefSeq names its product Golgi SNAP receptor complex member 2-like (gene Membrin). Gene Ontology annotation, molecular function: SNARE binding; SNAP receptor activity. Gene Ontology annotation, biological process: vesicle fusion; vesicle-mediated transport. Lineage: Eukaryota; Metazoa; Arthropoda; Malacostraca; Decapoda; Penaeidae. Gene Ontology annotation, cellular component: ER to Golgi transport vesicle membrane; late endosome membrane; Golgi apparatus. The record is from RefSeq and is a predicted model, not a curated record.